This is a messenger RNA of Silurus meridionalis, 963 nucleotides long. Its product is annotated as C-type lectin domain family 4 member F-like. NCBI's taxonomy places the organism in Eukaryota, Metazoa, Chordata, Actinopteri, Siluriformes, Siluridae. The record is from RefSeq and is a predicted model, not a curated record. Bases 75 to 758 code for a protein of 227 amino acids. The transcript has 4 exons.
AAUGAGAAAAGACCUGGACUGAAGCACAGAGACACUGUCGUCAGAAUUACUCUGAUCUGGCUUCCAUUAACGACAUGAAGGAAAUGACGGUGCUUCUUAACACAGUAAAUGGCAGCUACUCAGGUUUAGCCUGGAUUGGACUGUAUGAUGACCUAAACAGCUGGAAGUGGUCUCUGGAUGAUGAUUCUUUCUACCAGGAGGGAGAGAAAGACUUUAGAUGGUGGUUCCAUGAACCUGAUAACUUCAAAGGAAAAGAGCUGUGUGUUUCUAUGAAUAACAGAGGGGAAUGGUUUGACAGGCCUUGUAAUGACAGAAAGACAUUUGUUUGCUUCAAUGGUAUGACCAACUCAUAUGUGGGCAUUAAUGAUCCAGUGACAUGGGAAAAAGCUCGUAGUUUUUGUAGAGUGAAUUACACAGACCUGGCCAGUGUGAGGAAUGAGACUGAACUUCAACAAAUACUGACAGUCAUAAAAGACGUUGAGGUAUGGAUUGGUCUGUAUAGGAAUCAAUUAUGGUCAGAUCAGAGCAACUCAACCUUUACAUAUUGGAGACCAGCGAGUUCAGAACCAACAGAAGAACCUGAUAAUGGUGUAAAUUCACAUGGACAACGUGGAAAUCAACGAUGCACAGCUGUGGAACAGUCUGGCCAAUGGACAGAUGAAAACUGUUUCAACAGUUUCCCUUUCAUCUGCUACACUACAUAUACUCCAGAAAUGAACACACUGCAAAGGAAAAUCAGUGCUCCUGAUAUUCUGUAAUCUGAUAAAGUCUGAAAAUAAAGGGUUAAUAAUGAUGGAAGUAAGUGAACUUUCCAGAUAUAAAGUCUGCAAUGUUAUUAGCUAUCACAUUCUCUGUACAUAAUUUGUAGCAAUUUAUUUGCUACAAAAGGGUUGAUUUGGGGGUUGGGAUUGGAUUGGAUCGGAUCAUUUACAUUUUAAUUUAGAUGAGAUGUGACAUUUGUAU